GAAUUGCUCGAGGUCUUCUUUAUCUUCACCAAGACUCACGAUGAGAACUCUGAUAUAUAUCCUAAAAUUUUCAAAUUUUGGCCAUGUUAAAGUUGUUGGAGGAGAUCAAUCGUUAGCUAUAACAAGAAGGGUGAUACUAAUAGGUCAAAGAAAUAGAUUAUUCCAACAUUCUAAACAUGAUCUAAAUCUUCUUGGA
This is a messenger RNA of Thlaspi arvense, 196 nucleotides long. The record is from the annotation of a GenBank genome assembly. NCBI's taxonomy places the organism in Eukaryota, Viridiplantae, Streptophyta, Magnoliopsida, Brassicales, Brassicaceae.